Molecule: messenger RNA, 801 nt
Organism: Oreochromis aureus
Lineage: Eukaryota; Metazoa; Chordata; Actinopteri; Cichliformes; Cichlidae
Product: cytokine receptor common subunit gamma-like
Exons: 5
Coding region: 2-331 (109 amino acids)
Molecular function (GO): protein binding
Source: RefSeq, a predicted model, not a curated record
GAUGCCAGCCAGACUGCUUCUACUUCUCUGUCUGAUCGGACCCGUGUUUGCUGAAAAAAGCCCUGAUGUGGAUUGCUUGGUGGUAAGUCUGGAUUAUGUUUCCUGCACAUGGAAUAAGACCGGGACUCCUGAGGUCAACUACACCUUCUACAGCAAGUUGGGCAAUGACCAAUGGAAAAUAUGCAACCACUAUUUGACAGAGAACAACAUGAACAUUGGAUGUAACCAGGAGAUAGAUUCGGGAGAUAGAUUCAAAACAUUUCAAACUCGACUGAUAUAUGGCAACGAUAAUUUUGAGAAGGGUCACGAGCUUAAAAUCAAGUCAAGUUAAACCCACCAACCGACCUGACUGUCCUGAAUGGAUCGGACUUUAACCUGUGGUUUUACUGGAACUACACUUCUCCUGCUCACUUACACUGUGUGGAGAGUGAGGUCCGCUUAAGGACAAACAACAAUAACUGGGAGUUCUCUAAAGUUAGCGCCGGGAUACAGAAAUACUGCAUCAACUUGCCCUCAAGCAGUUCCCGAUAUGAGCUGCAAGUGCGGAACAGAAUAGAUGAAACCUGUGGAGAGUCCAUAUUCUGGAGUGACUGGAGUGAGCCUGUGGUCUGGGCAUCCAACAACAGCACAGGUUAAAAAUUGUACAUGUCAUGAAGAAAAGAUAUCAUUUUUUUCCAAAACAGUCAUUAAAUGGCUGCUUAAACAUGGCAGAUGUUAUAUUUGAUGUACUGUCGCUUUGGCCACCGGUCAUUUAUGGGUUCAAACAAAUGACAUGAGGCUGGAAUAAAAUGUAUCCAUCAA